UCUUUCUCUCUCUCUUUUUGCCUCCCUCUUUGUCUCUCUUGCUCACGGCCCACUGAUAUCGCGAGAGGUCGCGGCAUAAGGGAGAGGGAGAGACAGGUAAGCAGUGUACACGAAGGCCCCAGGUAGGAUAGAGAGAGGGCCCCGCGCGAGACCGACGGAAAGAGAGAAAGAGAGAGAGAGAGAGGGGCACCUAAAGCGACGCAGUGCACGGUGGAGGGAGGUCGGCGAAGCGGAGGUGAAGCGCGACCGGCCCUCUCUACUCCAGAGGCCCAGGCUAGUCCAGUCCGGGACAGCACGCCUCCUGCUGCACGCUCCACGAGGUAGAACGACGAACGUAGACACGCCGACGUUAGGACCGGUACGACGUUACGCGCGCGGGCCCAACUUCGAACGCGUAAGACCCCCGGUUACUCGCCCUCCAUCACGCAUCGGCGCGCCGCGUCGUCACCCGUCGACCGCGACGAAUUUUGGCUUUUUACACGGAGGAAUCUCGUACGGGCAAGGGUAGCCUAGCCUUUCGGUAUCCUCGACGCUAUCGCUCGCGACAGAUUUGCUCACGGAACCUAACUGUCUCCUUUGUCACUCGUCGGCAAUCGGAUUGUGCCUUUGCUCGGACUUUGAUUUAAAUGAGUUGUUAUUCCUCGAAGUGUAUUCUUCAACGAUUCGUGUGGAGGAUGAUAUUUUCUGGGAUUCUCUAAAGUUCAAAGAAGACACCGUGUUUCGACGAUGGAAAAUCCGAGAUAGAUCGCAGGACUUUAUCUUCAAGGUACACAGAACGAUUUUACGAAAAAAAAAAAGUGAAAAUACAAAUAUCAAUUUGGCUGUAUUUAAUCUCGAUAAGAGAAGUCUAUGACUCACGCUCGUGUGUAUUUCCGGGUCACGACUAAUCACAACUGAAUCGAUUGCCGAUUGGUUACUCCGUCAAAAAUCACAGCCGAUAUAUUCGAAGAUCCGUGACUUGCUUUCUCACCAAAGACGACACAUCGCCACCCACCCCCACCCACGGGCACCACGCGUCCAGCCACGCGAUCAGCGGGAUCAGCGAUCCGGAAGGUUUCGCACGGCAACGGUGACCAACGAGCCGGGUAUUCUUAAUGGACACCUGAUCCACGGUGAUUGACCACGUCGCCCAACUGCAUCGAGCUACAACGUUAUCAGGGUGACGAUGAUUCUACUCGAAUUCUAAAGCUCCUUUCAAAAUCAUCGAAAACCAUUUCGAGGAUCGUUCUGAGAUUUCGGUGCUUGAGGAACUAAUUUGUAGUCGCGAGUUAGCAAGGCUGUCGAAAAGAGAGAUUUACGUCAGGUGGUGCUGUGACAAUUUACACGUGUGCGGGUAUGAAAGAACGCUGUGAACGGUGCGACGGGCCACCCGAACGGUGAAGUGAAUCACCGCGGGGUGUUUAGUGAGCGCAAUUUCGAGAGACUUUAACGCCCGGCGAGAAGCUAACCGAGGAAUAUAACCAGGCAGCGAAGACGACUACGGUCACGACGACGACGACGACGACGACGAGGCUCUUCAUAUUCAGAAGGCGACGAGGAAUUGAACGGACGCCUCGUCCAAUUCGGCGAGGUGUUGUCCGAGAUAGAGGAGGGUGGCGGGAGAAGAGGGUUGAAAGAAGAGUGGCGUGCUAUGAUCAGCAUGGAGCUUCCGGCACACGCGACGCAGCACGGUGCUCUACACCUGGGGGUCGGAGUCGGGGUCAAUCCGGGUGACCCAGCCGGAAGUGCCUUAGCCGCCAUUCACUCGCAUCCCCAGGACCCUCUAGCCCUCCACCAUCAUAAUCACGGCGCUACGACACCCGGAGGUAUGCAUGAGGACUCCAAGAAAAAACAUGAUGGCGGCCACGGAAUGAACCAGGACGGUCAUGGCGGAGUCAACCAACUCGGCGGCGUCUUUGUGAACGGAAGGCCCCUACCGGAUGUAGUCAGGCAGAGGAUCGUCGAGCUCGCGCACAGCGGCGUCCGACCGUGCGACAUUUCGAGACAACUCAGGGUAUCUCAUGGCUGUGUAUCCAAGAUACUGUCGAGGUAUUAUGAGACCGGUAGCUUCAAGGCCGGUGUCAUAGGAGGCUCCAAGCCGAAAGUAGCAACGCCGCCGGUCGUCGACGCGAUUGCUAAUUACAAGAGGGACAAUCCAACGAUGUUCGCGUGGGAGAUCAGGGACAGAUUGCUGGCCGAAGGCAUUUGCUCGCAGGACAACGUGCCAUCCGUCUCUUCCAUCAAUCGAAUCGUGAGGAACAAGGCGGCGGAGAAGGCGAAACACGCGCAUCAGCAACAGCAGGCACAGCAGCAGCAAGGUCAACAGCAAGGCCAACCGGGAUCGGGUGGUUCCGUGUCGGUGAUAGCACAUGCACCUGCGACGGCGGCAGGUCAUCCCGCUGCCACCGCUCCCAACGCCUACAGCAUCAGUGGCAUUCUGGGCAUCCCGGCACACCAUCAGGAUCCCAAUGGUAACAGCAUCAAGAGGAAACGCAGCGUUGACGAUGAUAAUCGCGAGCUGAAUGAUCACGCCGAGAAUGAUUUGAAAAGGCAAAGGAACAACUACAAUGGUGAUCAACUGUAUUCAAACCUGUGGUCGAGUAAAUGGAGCAUCAAGGACGAGCACAAGCUCCUGAGCGAGCUUGGUGGCGGAGGCGGCGGUACGACCGGUGGUACAAACGGCGGUGGAAACGGCGGCGGUGGAAAUGGCGGCGGUGGCGGUGGUGGUGGCGGCGGCGGCGGUGGCGGCGGCGGCGGCGGCACUGGGGGCAGCAGUGGCGGAGGCGGCGGUUAUUACGAACACAGCGGAUUCCCCGGGAACGCUAUUGCCACCUCCGCCGAGCUCUACGACUCCCUGGGCACCAUCAGCACGAUGACGCAGGCGCAAACGCCUCAUCUUUACACCCCGCCCAUAGGGGGCACCAUAGCAGGUGGUACUUUGACGCCGCUCGCGCCACUGACGAUGCAAGAACUAAAAUUGAGCCAAACAUUGGACGGGGCUAACAUGUCUCCUUACCACACCACCGCAGAGAGCAGUACCGUCGCAGUAUCGUAUGUCGGGGUGGGGGCCGGUGGGGGCGAGCAAAGUCCCCCGAUUUCGUUGCAGAAUGAGACAAACGCCACCCCCGCGGCCCCCAACACCCCCGGAGGGGAUCCCGGACUGACGGUCUUGCAGCCGCCAGUUUCUCAGCCCCAGGUAGCCUCUGCGAUACCACCGUAUUCGACGAUGCUUCCAAGUUUCGGACACUACGCCACCGGCGGUGGUGACUACGCGUAUAGCGCUGCAUAUUCCCAGUACUCAAGCGCACCGUACAGCGGCUAUGGUUAUGGAGCAGCGACAAGCGGGUUGCUCAACUCCACGUACUACUAUUGUAACGGAGACACGUCCAGUCAUACGUCGCAGCAGGGCGGCAGCGGCGGCGGCGGCGGUGGUUGCACUAAUGGUGGUCCGGAAAACAGUACCGACGUAGCUAGUCGUUCGCCUCUGGCGGCUACCAGGGCUAGCAGCGGGGCCAGCGCGGCUUCACCGACCGGAAGCGCCUGCACGAAGCCGGACCACACCUCUGCCACGCCGACGGAUCUCUACCUGGCUUGAUGGUCGAACUGUACGACGAGAGAACGGCUCUUGACCAUUGAACGUCCUCCAACGGUCAGCAAAGAGACAGCGAGCUACGACAACGGACGCCAUAUCACAAAGAGACACCAUUUCAAAACUAAGCAAUGAUCUCUUUUUAUUUUCUUCGGGAUACGCGAUGGAAGGUUCAGAGUACGAGGGAUAUCGAGGAAUCCACAUGGGAAGAUUAAAUAUAUCGAAGGAGAAGAUUAGAAUGAUUCCACUUCGACAUUUUUUACGCCGAUGAAGUGGCGUUUUCGAAGAAGAAACGUUAAAAUGAUUCUAGGAUUAACUGCAUUCGGAGUUCUGAUUUCCAUUCGCGUUCAAGAUGGAUGACAGGACUUGAAAAUUAGAUCUGAUCAAUGAGCGCGCUAUGUAAUUCCGCGUAAAACAAGCUUGACGCGAGUGACGGUCACGUCGGAACAUUGUCGUACAAAGUUUCCUCGUGUCGUCGUUGUUCCUCGCGUAGCAAGUUCUUCCCCCUUCACGUUUUAUUUAUUAAUCUUUGUAACCGAAGAAUUAUCGAUCGGUCGAUUUAUCAAUUGCCAAUGGCGGCGGUGCGAGCGAAUCUCGAAUGCUCGAAAACGUUGAAGACGGUAUCGCAGCUCUCUGGAGAGCCGCGGUAGUAGGUAGUUUAAUUAAUGAUCCUCAGUUAGUGUAAUUCACACGCGAUGGUCGUGACCGCCCUCGCGAGUCGCUGACCAUGUAAAUAUAUAUAAA
Messenger RNA from Monomorium pharaonis (pharaoh ant), 4312 nucleotides. RefSeq names its product paired box protein Pax-5 (gene sv). The transcript is spliced from 12 exons. Lineage: Eukaryota; Metazoa; Arthropoda; Insecta; Hymenoptera; Formicidae. Gene Ontology annotation, molecular function: DNA-binding transcription factor activity, RNA polymerase II-specific; RNA polymerase II cis-regulatory region sequence-specific DNA binding. The coding region runs from base 1631 to 3574 and encodes 647 amino acids. The record is from RefSeq and is a predicted model, not a curated record. Gene Ontology annotation, biological process: anatomical structure development; regulation of transcription by RNA polymerase II.